UUUACUUAUAGGUUGUUAUAGCUGAAGCAGAAUCACAAAGUCAACUAAUGUGGCUUUCGUUUGACUUUGUAGUCAUACAAAGACAAAGACUUGCGUUUUAAGCUACCAAGCAUAUCAUGCAUUCAUAUGUUAGUCCAAGACCAAUAUUCAAUCUUGUUCCAAAACACAGCACAAAAAAUGGGUGUUCUUUCAGUUUUGUCUUGUUUCAUUAAACCAUCUUCUGAUUCUAAUCCAACACUCAUGUCAGCAAAACCACCUUCAUCCAUUGUAAAUGAACUUUGCCAUCAGUUUUCUCUUGCAGAGAUACAAGCAGCAAUAGCAAGAAAUUCCAACGAGUUUUCGAAACUAGGACAACCCCGUGGAUUAAAGAAUGUUUUCAAAGGUUAUCUGCAGAAUAGUAAUAUCCCAAUUGCCAUCAAGAGGUGCAGCAUUGGAUCAUUUUCACAGCAGCUGUUCUCAGAGUUCAAGAAUGAGAUUGUCUUGCUUUGUCAGCUGCACCAUCCUAAUCUCAUGCCUCUAACCGGAUUCUGUAUCGAAAGAAACAAGUUGAUUAUCGUGUAUGAAUACAUGUCUAAUGGCUCCCUUGUUGAUCAUCUUCAUCAUAUAAACCAUGAUCCACUUUCAUGGAAGAGGAGGCUUCAAAUUUGCAUAGGUGUGGCUCGUGGACUUCACUAUCUUCACACUGGAGCCAAGCAUGUUAUCGUCCACCGCCACAUUAAGACAAGUAACAUUCUUUUGGAUGAUAACUGGGAGCCUAAAGUUUCAGGUUUGUCACUGUCCAAAAGGGUUCCUCUUAGUAUCUCAAAGUCAUUGAUCAGAGUGGAGUCAGAUGUAAAAGGAACAUUUGGAUAUCUUGAUCCAGAAUAUGUAAGAACCGGAAUGCUUACCGAAAAAUCAGAUGUAUUUUCAUUCGGUGUAGUUUUGUUAGAGGUUGUGAGUACAAGAACAAUACAAAAGGAACGUUUGUAUAACCAGAUUCAUUCAAUGAAAUCAUAUGCAGAGGAAAUUGUUGAUCCAUUUCUCAAGUCAAAGAUUGAUCCAGAUUGUUGGAGAACUUUUGUUGACAUCACUGAGAGAUGUUUGGCUGAAGAUGGAAGGGAGAGGCCAGACAUGGGGGAAGUGGAGUUGGAGCUUGAACAUGCACUGCAAUUGCAAGAGGAAGCUGAUGCCAAGAUUAUUGGUUCAGAAAAUUUUGAUAGAAUAUGAUUUUCUUUUUCUGAGUUGAAUCCUGCCUU
Messenger RNA from Arachis stenosperma, 1235 nucleotides. RefSeq names its product receptor-like protein kinase FERONIA. Bases 127 to 1206 code for a protein of 359 amino acids. The transcript has a single exon. Gene Ontology annotation, biological process: protein autophosphorylation. The record is from RefSeq and is a predicted model, not a curated record. Gene Ontology annotation, cellular component: plasma membrane; plasmodesma. Gene Ontology annotation, molecular function: transmembrane receptor protein tyrosine kinase activity; ATP binding. NCBI's taxonomy places the organism in Eukaryota, Viridiplantae, Streptophyta, Magnoliopsida, Fabales, Fabaceae.